AUGCACAGGAAUAUCAAAACAGAACUACUGGAGAAAGCUAGGGGAUGGUUACAACAGGUUGGGAAGGCUACAUUAAAGCCAUUUCAGAAGAUUGACAUCUUGGAAGGAUACGUCGUCCUGCAAUUGAUCUACUUGGCAGACCAAGCCAAUGUGAAAGCUACGUACCUAGAAAACCUUGACUUGGCAAUUCGAACAGCCAUCAAGGAAUGGUUCCAUCUUCCAGUGACUCACUGGCACAGUCCGUACUUCUUUGCCUACUUCCCUACAGCCUCUUCCUUUCCAGCCCUUCUUGCAGACAUGCUGUGUGGUGGAAUUGGAUGUGUGGGCUUCUCUUGGGCUGCAAGUCCAGCUUGCACGGAGCUGGAGACUGUCAUGCUGGAUUGGCUAGGGAAGAUGAUUCAUUUGCCUGAAGAUUUUUUAGCUGGGAAGGAUGGCCAGGGCGGAGGAGUCAUUCAGGGAAGUGCAAGCGAGGCCACCCUGAUUUCACUGCUUGCUGCAAGAACAAAAUCUAUCAGGCGGGUGCAGUCAGAAAAGCCUGAGCUAACAGAAGCAGACAUCAUGGGCAGGCUGGUGGCCUAUGCUUCCGAUCAGGCUCAUUCAUCAGUGGAAAGGGCUGCAUUAAUUGGUGGUGUGAAGAUCAAAAGUGUUCCUUCAGAUGAAACAUUUAGUGUUUGUGGUUCAGCCCUAAAGAAAGUUCUGGAUGAAGACAAAGCUUCCGGUCUUAUCCCAUUCUUUUUCUGUGCAACACUUGGAACCACACCUUGCUGCUCCUUUGACAAACUCUUAGAGCUGGGUCCUAUAUGUAAUAAGGAAAAUAUCUGGAUGCAUAUUGAUGCAGCCUAUGCUGGGAGUGCAUUCAUCUGCCCUGAAUUCAGGCACCUUUUAAACGGUGUAGAGUUUGCAGACUCAUUUAACUUUAAUCCUCACAAAUGGCUCCUAGUGAAUUUUGACUGCUCUGCUAUGUGGGUGAAAAAAAGAUCAGAUGUAAUAGAGGCCUUUAAAGUAGAACCCCUUUACUUGCAGCAUCACCAUCAGGAUUCUGGCCUCGUAACAGAUUACCGGGGACUGUCUUUCUCUCCUCAGCACGUCAGGCUGUCGCAUCAGUUUGAACACUUAGUCCUUCAGGAUGAAAGGUUUGAGAUCUGCGCUGAGGUUGUCUUGGGACUAGUCUGCUUUCGGCUGAAGGGCUCAAAUGAACUGAACAAGGCUCUUCUUAAAAGCAUAAAUGAGGCCAAGAAGAUCCAUCUGGUCCCGUGCCACCUGCGAGAGAAGUUUGUGCUACGUUUUGCUAUUUGUGCCCGCACAGUGGAAUCCACCCACAUCAGGUUUGCCUGGCAGCACAUCUCACAGCUGGCAACCGAUCUUCUGAAAACAUGGCAGCAAAACUACCACCAGCAGUAACAGCAGUGAAGCAGCAGUGGGGAGGAGGUAAUUAAGUGGCUUUCUCUGUGUUGCCAAGUUUUAUUUCAGGGGCAGGCGGGAAAGUGAAGUUAUGAAGGAAAAGAGUGCAAAACCUGUUGUUAUAUAGCCCGUCUGCAGCAGCAAAACCCUUGCCGGCAAGUUGUGUUGUAACCUUAGUCAUUCCUUCUCUGUACCGUAGCUUCCUCUUGCCAUGGCACGCAGCCGUGGCGGCUCGAGCCGUCGUUUCUUACCAGUCUGUAAUCAAGAGCACGUACCGAACCAGGCAACGGAAGUGGAAGGGUUAGUGCUCCCUCCGUCGCCCCCAUUAACCUCUAGCGCACCCACUCCUUUCUUCACAGAUGAAACACUGAGGUGUUACAACCAAGCAAUUUAGCAUUACCGUGCCUUCAGAAAGAGUCCAAGCUGGGGGAAGUUCAGUAACCUGGUCAUGACACUGUCCACGUCCUGUCUAAACAGGCACGCACAAGUGGUGGCGUCAUGGUGUGGGGCACUAUUGUGUCAUGACACGCUUGCUGCAGUAAUUUUGUAAAUGAGGUUGGGACUUCAAGGCUUCCUUCACUACACAGCCACACCGGGGGGAGGGAGCACUGAGCGAACGCAAACCCUCCCUACGGCGGCUCUCUGCUUUCUUCCAAAGGGUUUGCUUUUCAAACAGCCAUUUUGUCAAACCUCGGCAAAUAGGUUGCGCUGGCUCUCGGUUUUCACUCUGAUCAUUCAUAAUGAGGCCUCUUAAAAGCUCCUUCCCAAGAGUUUUGUCAAAAGCCCUGUGCUACCUGGCGUUCUAUAUUUUCAACCAUGUUACUCUAAGCAGCGAUUACUUGAAAAGAAUCUGUAAGCUACGUUCUGUGAAAUAGAGUUGUGAUUUCUUUUUAUGGUUGCCAUUCUGCUUACUGCGUGGUGUAAUAAAUCUUUGACAAAUGCGCUAAGAAAUGGGAUGGCUAAAACGUUACUCUCUGCUUCUCAAAUUAGCUAGCACACAAGGUAGCAAAUUACAAUGCAAAUAGAAGUUAAGAGCACCAGCCCCCAAAAUAUGCUGUGGUGCCCCCCUCGGCGGUUCUCUUCCAUUAACAGUGACGCACAGAACAUGGAAGUAUUGGAAAACAAUUGGCCUUCAGAGAAAGUCAAAUGACGUGUCCUUGACACAAACCGUUGAUGUGUCACCUUGUCCAAGGCAGGUAAAGAGCUGAAAUGAAAGUCCGAAACAAUACCUGACUUUAGUAAGUACUUCUGCCGUUCUGAAAGCAGAAAUCCCAGACAGUUAUUUCUAUGUAAAUUUCUAUGUUAGUUCAUGACUUGGGAAACUGUGUUCAUCCCCAGCAAAUAGGGUCCGCACCGAUACGGUUUUGCAGCUUUUAUGUUAUGGAAACAGUAGAAUCUAGGAGCCAGAGAGGAAUUCCACCUUCUUGGUGAGACAGAGCAGUAUUUUCCAUGUGAAAUAUAUAACCAGGUCUGUCCAGGAAAAAAAAAAAUGGAUCAGGUCCUGAUCAAAGCUAUCAUAGAGUAAAUCCAGGGUAAUUGCACUGAAAUGAAAUGGAGUUGCGUUGGGCUUAUCUGACUAUAACUGAAAUGAAAAAUCUAACUAAGAAGAACUGGAAAAGAAAAGCGUACGGUCAGGCAACACUAGGCUGACAUCAGAGGAUUUUGGGGAGCGCCUCCCCAUGGAAACCAGAGCAGAGGUGGAUGGUGCACGCCAGCGUGAGCCUCGAACUGCUGUAGCACGGGGACGCGGGCAGGAUGCACGUCCAACCCAGGGGAGGUGAAACAUUCCCAAGAGCCCAGAAUCAGACAGGGGUCCCUCUGGACACUUGUGGGAAGGUGCUGCCAAAACUAACAGCCAGGUAAACGUUUUUCAGCACGUGGGUGUCACUUUUAGAAGAGGCCGUCGUCCAGACACCAAAACUCCUUUUGGCAAAGAAUUUAGGAUAAGGGUUAAUUUAAAGUAUUAGAAAUACAGCAGCAAAAGUUACUUCAUUCUUGUUUGCAAAGAAGAGACCUAAGUAAAUCUUCCAACGAACGGCAGCGACAAGAGCCCUGGAACGACACUUCCCCAAGACCAGCCCAAAACAGAAAUCUGAAAUUCACAGUUCUGGUUUUCCUGACGUUCUGGGAGGAUUUGAAUAUGUAGUUGGUGAAGGCCGCCUUACUAUUCGGUCUCUCAUACCUUCCUAAUUCCUACGUAGAGUAUUAAUGUUAGGUCAUCUGAAAAGGAAUCUGGGCUUUGUAAUCAACUCAAGAACAAAAUACUUGAAAAGAACAUUUCUGACAGAAGAACGUGACUGCUGUUUCUGUUCUGCAGCUUUGCAACCUAUCUGUAAGUGAGAAAUACUGUAUUUAUGAAUAGUUACUACGUGACCCUGGAUUUACUGUGCCUCGUGUGCAAAAGCUAAUGGAGUCUGUGCCAACUGACGCUGUCUGAUGCUAAAAGUAAUUACACAAUCUCAGAACUGUGCGUUAGGAGAAUGUCCGUAUCUCAAGGGAGACGGUGUGGCCGCUAGAGAAGGAGGGAGGAAAGUAACUUUUCGGUAACCAUAUUUUUUUUUUUUUAAUCUAGUCGAGUGCUAGUACAAUACCUACAUUCUUAAUGAUGAUGGCAGAUGAUAAAUAUAUUUUAUUACUGAGGGGGGGGAAUAUUGAAAGGGUAUGUAUUUGUGAAAGCCUUGCUAAUAUAUUAUGCUCAACUGCAUUAUAAUUAUGAAAUUUCUAAUUUUCUCUUGCCUUUAUAUGUAAGAUUCUGCUCACGGUUGUUGGUUUUGUUGUUGCUGUUGCUGUUGUUGCUGUUGUUGUUGUUGUUGUCUCCUGUAACGUUACCAUGUUUGAGGAGUGGUACUCGCACUGCAGGUGCCUUACAACAGCAGUCUAAACCUUGAGGCAUGCGUGAACUUGAAGCGCUCAAAUACAGGAGCAAAUGAGAAAUGAAACUUGAGAACCCUGAAGCCCAGGGUGGUGGGGACAGAUUAAAUAAUGAUGAUAACAGUAAUAAUAUCUAUGUAGCAUUUGUAGAGGCUCUAUGACCUAAAUGGAAAAACAAUCAGACGUUCAGUGCGCUUUUAUUAUAAUUUGUGUGCUGUCAAAUUGCUUUAAAAUCUGUUUCCAAAGGCCAUUAAAGAGACACGUAGGCUUUAACUGGCAGCAGUAAUAAAUGGAAACAAAACUA
Phalacrocorax carbo (great cormorant) is the source of this 4576-nucleotide messenger RNA. Lineage: Eukaryota; Metazoa; Chordata; Aves; Suliformes; Phalacrocoracidae. The record is from RefSeq and is a predicted model, not a curated record.